UGGGAAGAGCAGGGAAUAGCUUAAUCUAUGUGGCUCCCCUGCGUUGAGAAGAAAUAUACGGUUCAGAACACAACGUGUGGCUUUAAAAAACCCACAACGUAUUUUAACACAGAAAAGUGUUUUUAUAGGUAUGGGGAGUAAUAACAGUCAUGUCGCUUUUGAGUCAGACGGUCACGAAGGCGUUACGUUUGUGAAGGGCAUUCGGCUUUCUGAUAGAGUCAUUGGCCGUAUGAGGGAGUCACCCAGUAAGACCCGCCCAGACCCAGGCCAAAAAGCUGCCUCCUCUUCACCCCAUGCUGUGCCUGCGCCUCCCCAACCCAGACCCAUACCCACUGCUGAACGAUUGGCCCCAGUUUUGCCUCCUUCUCCUCAUUUUGUGAGCACUCUAAUGCCACCUCCACUUAUUGAGCCAGUGCCAAUCAUUGAACCACUGCCAAGCCCUUCCUCUCAACAUUCCUCUGAGGAAGUUAAAACACAGCCCCCCAAAGCACUUAAUAAGCAGCUGUCAACUCCUCCUACACCUCCUGCAGAAGGCCAAGUAACACCUACAUCAACUCCUCCUGCAGAAGGCCAAGUAACACCUACAUCACCAGUAAUUGAAACUGUAGCCCCACCUCCUUCACUUCCAGAAUCGGUUGCAAGUUCUUCACCCACACCUUUAACUGAACCCAUACCCCUACCUGCUCAAGCAACACCUACAGCUGAACCUGUGGCCUUAUCACCAUCUCCACCAGUUGGACUUCUAUCCUUAACUACACCUCCACCUGCUGCAACACCCACCCCUCCUCCCUCAGCUGAACCCAUACCCCCACCUGCUCAAGCAACACCUACAGUUGUUCCUGUUGAACCUGUUUCCUUAUCACCACCUCCACCUGCUCAAGCAACACCCACCCCUCCUCCCUCAGCUGAACCCAUACCCCCACCUGCUCAAGCAACACCUACAGUUGUAACUGCUGAACCUGUGGCCUUAUCACCACCUCCACCUGUUGGACUUCUAUCCUUAACUACACCCCCACCUGCUCAAGCAACAGUUGUUCCUGUUGAACCUGUUUCCUUAUCACCACCUCCACCUGCUCAAGCAACACCCACCCCUCCUCCCUCAGCGGAACCCAUACCCCCACCUGCUCAAGCAACAGUUGUUCCUGUUGAACCUGUUUCCUUAUCACCACCUCCACCUGCUCAAGCAACACCCACCCCUCCUCCCUCAGCGGAACCCAUACCCCCACCUGCUCAAGCAACAGUUCCUGCUGAAACUGUGGCCUUAUCACUACCCCCACCUGUUGCAACACCCACCCCUCCUCCCUCAGUUGAGUGUUUUGAAUCUACAGCUACAGCUGAGCCUGAAGUCAACAAACAGCCUUUUGUUGAACCUACCAUUAUAUCUGUAGCUGUAGAACCUGUAGCUAUACCUACCCCUCCUUCUGUUGAACCUUUCAAUGUGUCCUCUCCUCCUACUGAAACUGUGGCCCUGUCUACACCCACACCACAAGAACCUGUAGUCAUGCUACAGUCUUCACCUGAUGAACUUUUAGCUGUACGUCCACCUCUCUCUAUUGAACCCGUAGUCAUGCUACAGUCUUCACCUGAAAAACCUUUAGCUGUACCACCACCUCUCUCUAUUGAACCCGUAGUCAUGCUACAGUCUUCACCUGAGGAACCUUUAGCUGUACCUACACCUCUCUCUAUUGAACCUGUUGCUGAACUCACACCCCCAGUGCUGCCCCUAGAUACACCAGUACACCCUGUGGAACUGGCAGCCAUACCAACACUUCCUGUUGAAGCUAUGGCUGCACCUGCACAUUCUGAAGAAUCUGCUAUACCUAUAUCUCACCCAGUUGAACCUGAAGUCACACCCACAUGUCAUUUUGAACCUGUAGCUGUGUCCUCAUCCAUGGAAACGACAGGCAUAACUACACCUACAGAGACCAUGUCUUUACCAGUGCCUCCCUCAGAUGCUAUUUCUGUGUCUAUCCUUCCUGGUGAAACUAAAGAUGUACCAAACUUUUCUCCUGAUGUUGUUGAAACGACACCUACACUUACACCUACUGAAGCAGUAUGCACAUCCCGCCCAGUAGCCCUACCCGCACCUCUACCCAUUGUAGAAGAAAUUGAAGCCAUUGCCAUUGCCAUGCCCUCUUCAGUGCUCGCCUCAGUCCCACUGCUUGCCCUGGAAGGACAUGCCGGUGUUUCUCCAAACGCUUCAGCUGCAGCUCCCCCUGCCAGUGAGCUAUUAGCCCUGACCUCAGGAUUAGAUAGCCUGCCCUCCCCGUGUGAGAAGCCUGUGGACACUCAUCCGAUCCCCUCCCUCCUUGAUACCAUGAGCCCUCCUCCUCCUCCUCCUCCUCCACCUCCUCAAACUCCUGUGGUCAAUGAAGAUGAACUGAGAAAACAAAUCAAAGGUGAACUACAGAGACUACUGGAGCAGGAGAUGAGCCAAGCACAAUUAAGGAUUCAAAAACAACUGGAAGAAGAGCAGCUCAGAGCGCGGGCUGUGACCCAGGCUGCAGCGCAGGUCCAGAUCCAGGAGCAGGUGAAGAAGGUUCUGGAUGAAGAGAAAGCUGCCCACCAAAGGACUUUAACAGAUGUCAUCAUGAGGGAGCGCAUGAACACAGAGGAUGAACGCCUCAUUGCCCAGUAUUACUGGUUGGAGCGGAAGGCUCAGAAGCUGGAGGAGAGAGGUGAAGACCUGCAGAAACAAGAUGCCCUCUACAGGGAGCAGAUAAACAAACUGGAACAGAAGAGUGCGCAAUUUUACAAGGUUACUGGUGAGAACUUCAUCAAGGGGAAAGAGGAUGCACACAAUCGCUUCAAGCGCUUUCACAUCAAACCUGCUUGUUCUGAGCUGCAACAACAGAUUCUGAAGUGUUAUAAGGACAACCAAGGCCAGACUUUAGCGUGUUCCAAUAUUGCCUCACUUUACAUUCAGUGUGUGGACAAAGCCAAAGCAGUAAGAAUCACAAGGCAUGCUGGGCAUGUGGUUGGCAUUAUUGAAAAACAAAGACGAGUAUUGGGGGGUAAGCAGCAUUAAGCUGAGCUGAAGAUGCCGGCAGCAUCUCCACCCAAUCCAACAACAUGUUCUCAAGAGGGAUCAAACCAUAAGGGACCGGUUUUAAAGUUUACUCCUUUUCUGAACAGGAACUCCAAUACAAAGUUUCCAAUACUCUUCACAAUCCAUUGUGCAUCUAGUGACAAUAUCUGUAGAUAUGUGAAUAAUCUGUCUGAGACGUAUGCAAGCCAAGGACUGGAACAAUGUGGUUUGAGGUUACAAAAACACAUUAGUAUUGUACCACCAACCCAGAAGUUACGUACAUACUAACUGCUCAUAUGGUGAAGGACUGAAUCAGCGCGCACACACACACACACACACACACACACACACACACACACACACCGUAAACAAUGAUUGUAACCAAACUGCUAUCAUCAACAAAAGGCUAAAGGUUAGGUGGAUGCUUGCUGAUUUGAAAUCAUCUUUAAGUAAAGCCAAAUAAAAGGGAACGUUCUUUACCUCAA
Messenger RNA from Clupea harengus (Atlantic herring), 3513 nucleotides. RefSeq lists its product as uncharacterized. The record is from RefSeq and is a predicted model, not a curated record. Gene Ontology annotation, cellular component: mitochondrion; MICOS complex. Lineage: Eukaryota; Metazoa; Chordata; Actinopteri; Clupeiformes; Clupeidae. Gene Ontology annotation, biological process: inner mitochondrial membrane organization.